Messenger RNA from Amborella trichopoda, 2813 nucleotides. RefSeq names its product S-adenosyl-L-methionine-dependent methyltransferases superfamily protein. Lineage: Eukaryota; Viridiplantae; Streptophyta; Magnoliopsida; Amborellales; Amborellaceae. The record is from RefSeq and is a predicted model, not a curated record.
UACCUUGCUCCCACGGCAAAAGGCCUUCCUGUUUUGCGGUUCGUCUUUCUCUUAGUUCGUCUCUCUCUCUCAUGCUGGACAUGGUCGUUCCGCUCUUUUUCUCUCUCAUACCACUCUAUUCAUGCUCGACAUUUUGUAGGGUGUUCGGCUCUCUCUCUCAUACCAGUCAGUCGAUUCUGGGAAUUCUCAGUGGUCUCUCUCCGACAUGGCCAUUGAAGUAGGUACCUUUGAAGACAUCUACCCCUCAAGAUUCAUCUCCUUCCAUUUCCCAAACCCCACUUUCUCUCUACACCAAGAACCCCACUUUUCCUCACGGUUCCUCAGAAUCGCAGUCCUCGACUCUCCCCAUGAAACCCCACCUCAUGAAUUCACAGUGGGAGCAAUGGUGGUUCCAAAAACUCGAGAACGAGACUGGGUUUUCUGCACUAAAAAUGGUCAUCUCCAACUCCUCUUAUCUUCCCAACUAUCUCGAUUAGUCAUUGUCAGUGACAUCCCCAUUAACAAUGAAUCCCUCUCAUCUUGGGCGUUUUCUCUCUCUAGAAAUGGUGAUCCCUAUGGGCCUCACCUCGAAAAGAGCUUGGCUCCAUUGCUUCUCGCUCUAACACCGAAAGCUAUGUUCAGAGAUGGGAUUCCUUCGGUACCGUUCAUUUCUUACGAUGAUGGGGUGAUUCGAGGCCUUGUUUUAGAGCAAUCCUCAGGCCCAAUUGUUGGAGAUAUGGUGAUUGAGAAUGUAGAAAUUGAUCCCAAUUGUAAAGAAGUGGAUUUUUCUGAUGAGAAAACUGAGAUGUCAGAGUUCAGGAGGAGGUUGAGGUUCAAGAGAAUGCCCAAUUUGGUUCAAACUGAGGUACCUCUCAUGCCAUUGAAUUCUUGUUCUGAUUUAGUUGCAGAGUUUAGAUUAGAAUUAGGGUUUCUAGUCCAUCCUUAUCUCUCUCCAAUGGCUGCUGGUCUUGUGCUGGUGAGUCCUUUAAUGGAGAAGCUUUUGAACGUAGGGAAAGGGCCGUUGCUUCUUUGUAUUGGGGUUGGAGGUGGAGCUCUGCUUAUGUUUCUUAGAGAGCACUUUGAAAAAAUUGAAAUUUUGGGGGUUGAAAUUGAUGAAAUGGUUAUCAAAAUCGCGAAGAAAUACUUUGGAUUGAUUGAAGAUGAACAACUCCAAAUUCUUUUAGGAAAUGGAAUAGAAAUGUUGAAAUACAUGGGUUCAAAAGCUGUUUCUAAUGGUUUAGGCCCCACGAAUUUGGUAACAAUUUGGCAUGAAAUUAUUGCUUCUGAAUCUAGCUCUUGCAGAACUUUUUUGCAGUCAAAAAUUGGAAAGAAAUUAGAGAAGAAAGGUUUUGGGCUCUCCCAAUUUCAUGUGAUUACGAUAGACGUAGAUUCAGGUGAUGCUACAAUGGGACUUAGUGCUCCACCUAUGGAAUUUAUUGAAAGGUCUGUUCUUUUAGCAACCAGACUAGCUUUACAUGAGCAUGGGAUUCUUGUUUUGAAUGUUCUUCCCUCUAGUAAAUCCUUUUAUAUUGAUCUGGUUUGUUCACUCAGAGAAUUUUUUGCUGAAUUAUAUCAAAUUGAGGUCAGCAAUGGUGAGAAUUAUGUUAUCGUUGCCACUUGUUCAGUUAUUGGUUCUAUAGCUAAAGAUGGCCCGAUUGUUGAGAAAUUGAAGCAGGUAAUUCCAAGAAGAUACAUGGAUCAAAUAACACAAAUUUGAAGAUCUUUUUGGAAGAUGUUAGGAUUCUUAUAGUGUUGUAAAAUUGUUGGGUAAGAAAAUGUUUAAUUGCUUACGAGAGUGAUCUUCAAGGUCGCAGUCCAAUUAUAUAUCAGAGGUAUGCAAAAUGGCUGGUACAAAAAGACAGAAUAUGCUCGAAAGCAUUAGAAUAUGGAUUUGCAAUUGAUGAAAAAUAGCUUCCUCACCUUCACCUUCUUUGUGAUCCUCUUCGGAAUCAGAAUCGGAAUCAGAAUCUUGCUCCCUUCAGGAUAAAUCUAACCCCUUCCUCUAUUCCCUCCUACAUAUAUGGGAUAUUUCAAGAAGUGAACUUCUUUCUUGGUAGCAGGAUCCCGGGAAAGGAUCGGAAAGAGAAUUUCAUUAUAUUUCUGACCAGGAACAAGACCUAUCACAAGAAUCUUUUAUGUUAUUCCCAUUUUGUUUUUGAGAGACGAUCUGGAUUCCUGGAUUAUCCAUGACUGGAUAAGAAUAACCUGAAUAUCCAGAACCAGAAUGUCCUCCUGGAGGUGUAAGAGUUUCAGCUGGUUAGAUGGUUUCUGAUAUAUAUAUAUAUAUAUAUAUAUAUGUAACCAUUACCUACCCAUUCUUUUAGAUGUGAACAUUUCUAUAAUCAGAACUUAUAUGGUGUAUUAACCAUUAUAUUGAUUCAUUAACAUGCUUUAUUUAUUCAUUUUUCCUGUUUUGUGCCACAAUUACUUGCUCAUAAGCUUUGAACCCUCCUUUUGUGUAUUUGUGAAGAGCAAAAAGGCUCCCAUAAUCCUUGGUGUAUUUAUAACGAUAAAAAGCACACUCCUUUUGUUUGGCAUGAGAUCUAACAGUGGAGUAUUGUAUCAUUGAUAAUUGAUGAUGGAUUUGGGCAGUGACAUAUUAGGAACUUAAUUCUUAUGUAUAUGUUUGGGCAUAUGACAUAUUUGGAACUUAAUUCUUAUGCAUAUGCCAAUGCCGGUUGUUAUUUGGACUGACUUAAAGAUUGAUUUAUUCCAACUUAUGUGAUAGAUUAGAUUAGUAUGACAGAAUUACACAGUUAAACACUCAAGGAAAAAUGUAGGUGUAUAACUUGUUUUGGUGGACUCUUCCAGAUGCCUAUGAUCCCAUUUCAUUG